AUGAAUUCUCAAUCCUUGAUUAUUCUUUCCAUUCUUUUUGCGUUUGUGAUGUUAUUUACUGUUGAAUCGGUGACAGGUGAAUUGGAUGCCGUCGAGCUCAUGACUCAUCAUUUGCAAAAACGCCACUGCUUUUGCGGUCCUUCGCAUGUGCCUUGUGCUUGUGAUGAACUUAACAAUGAAAUGACGGUGAGUUUUUGUGGUCAAUUAUACACAAUUUUGUGUCACGAUUAUGAUUAA
Messenger RNA from Meloidogyne enterolobii, 237 nucleotides. NCBI's taxonomy places the organism in Eukaryota, Metazoa, Nematoda, Chromadorea, Rhabditida, Meloidogynidae. The record is from the annotation of a GenBank genome assembly.